Molecule: messenger RNA, 273 nt
Organism: Gryllus bimaculatus (two-spotted cricket)
Lineage: Eukaryota; Metazoa; Arthropoda; Insecta; Orthoptera; Gryllidae
Source: the annotation of a GenBank genome assembly
AUGUCUUCUACUUCUCAGAAACACCGAAAUUUUGUGGCAGAACCCAUGGGGGAAAAGUCUGUCACAGAACUGGCUGGAAUUGGAGAGAUUCUAGGGAAAAGAUUUGUUACUCUUGGAUUUGACAAGGCAAAUAUAGUAUUAGGCCAGUUUCUUUUAUUGAAGAAAAACAAAGAACUGUUCAUUGACUGGAUGAAGGAUUCCGUUGGUGCAAAUACAAAACAAGCAGGUGACUGUUACCAAUGUCUUUCAGAUUGGUGCGAUGAAUUCUUAUAA